AUGCUGUCCGCGCCGAAAUCGCGGCCGCUGGGCUUGCGAUACGCCAAGGGGCCCGACGGCACGCGCGGCUUCGCAAUGAAGCGUGGUCGCCCGUUGCCGGGCGUGCUUCCCGCCGCGCUCGAGUCUGUGCCGUCCGACGCGGCUGCAGACCUGCCAGGGCUGCCGCCUCCGGGCGCGCGCAGCAUCUCGGCCAGCACAGGCUCCGAGUCCUCCUGCUCCUCCCUCGCGCGCGCCGCGACGGCCGCGCACGCUGCUGACGGUGCUGACCCGCGGUGUGAUGGCCGCUCAUGGGCUUUGCUCGCAGCCGGACCCGUCGCUAGCCGCGGCGGGGAGGCGGACCUCGCUUCGCUGGGAGGCAAAGGGGGGCGCGGGGCCGCCGCAGAGCCCUUCGUCCGACCUCAAGCCGGCGGCGCCGGGUCACGACUCGGAAUGUGGUGCAACGCGGAGGAGGACUCGCCGGGCGGCGACUCCUCUCCUCCCCCGCCCUCCUCCGGCGCCUCCGACGCCGGCCAGAGCCGCCUCGGCAUGUGGUGCACCGCUCCGACGGCUACGAGACCCGACUUUGGCGGCUCGCUCGCGCUGCCCCACUCGCUCGCCGAGCCGCCGCCGAGCGAGCCGCCCGCCGCCGCCGAGGCUCCUGCACCUCGUGGCCACGAGCAGCAACAGCAAGCGAGGGCGGCGCAGGCGGCGCAGGCCCAGAGGGAGCAGAGCUUGCAGCUGCAGCAGCGGAUCGAGCAGGCGCAGGCGCAGCACCGCCAGCUGCCGGGGCAGCGCUUCGAGGCGGGGGCGGGCGGGGCGAAUGCGCCGUCGCAGGCGCUGGCCGGGUUCCAGGCGCCGCAGCCGCCGCUGCUACAGCCGGCGCACGCCGCGCUGCCCCACGCCGGAAGCUACGGCACUCUGAAUGGCCUCGGGGGAGGCUGCGCCGGCGUGAUCGGCGGCGGCGGCAGCUUGGGCGCGUUGCCGGGGGCCCUCCCCGCAUCCUCACCGCUCGGGGCGCUGCCGGGCGCAGGCGCGGCUGGGUUGCCGCAGGCGCCGCAGGAUGGUUUGCUCGAGCAGCAGACGUUGCGCCUGAAGAGCUUGCUCGGCCUCGGAGGCCUCUGA
Molecule: messenger RNA, 1101 nt
Organism: Emiliania huxleyi CCMP1516
Lineage: Eukaryota; Haptophyta; Isochrysidales; Noelaerhabdaceae
Exons: 5
Coding region: 1-1101 (366 amino acids)
Source: RefSeq, a predicted model, not a curated record